Onychostoma macrolepis is the source of this 7425-nucleotide messenger RNA. RefSeq names its product clathrin, heavy chain-like 1 (gene cltcl1). The record is from RefSeq and is a predicted model, not a curated record. Gene Ontology annotation, cellular component: clathrin coat of trans-Golgi network vesicle; clathrin coat of coated pit; clathrin complex. The transcript has 33 exons. Gene Ontology annotation, molecular function: clathrin light chain binding; structural molecule activity. Gene Ontology annotation, biological process: receptor-mediated endocytosis; intracellular protein transport. The coding region runs from base 524 to 5560 and encodes 1678 amino acids. NCBI's taxonomy places the organism in Eukaryota, Metazoa, Chordata, Actinopteri, Cypriniformes, Cyprinidae.
ACGGAAAAUAUAAAAAUAAAUGUAAAAUACUGUCUAUAAUAUCGUAUGAAUGAUAGUAGAACAGCAGUGUUGUUGUUGUUGCUGCUGCUGCUGCUCUGAGUGAGUGAGUGUGCAGAAAUAGACCCCCAGUAUUUCUGGCUGGAGGGGGGAGUUCCUGCUGUCACAUGCUCGUCUCGAGCGGAAGGGUACAGCUGACCCCCUCACACUCCCUUCACCCGCAAACUCACGCAUUUCCCUGCUUCAUACCGCACCGAGCUCCUGUGAGAGUGUGUUUACAGCAUCUGCGCCGCAGGACAGGAGGCUCCCCAGAACACCGGCUCGUAUCAGUGCGCGCGGCUCUACUUUCUCACGCGGAGGAGUCCUGCAGAGCUCCGAGAAGAAGUCCGAGACACAGAGAUUCACGAGCAUUCACGGAAUAACCGCGUCUAACGGGACACACAACUCAGAGGAACGGAACACACACACAACUCUUCAUCUGCGCCCCCCUCCUCCUCCUCAUCUUCCUCCUCUCCUCUCCGCGAGAAUGGCGCAGAUUUUACCGAUCCGCUUCCAGGAGCAUCUGCAGCUGCAGACGCUGGGAGUGAGUCCGGCCAGCAUCAGCUUCAGCUGCCUGACCAUGGAGUCGGACCGCUUCAUCUGCAUCCGCGAGAAGGUGGGCGAGCAGAACCAGGUGGUGAUCGUGGACCUGAGCGACCCGAGCAACCCGAUCCGCCGGCCGAUCACGGCAGACAGCGCCAUCAUGAACCCGGCCAGCAAAGUCAUCGCUCUGAAAGCGGCGCGGACGCUGCAGAUCUUUAACAUGGAGAUGAAGAGUAAAGUCAAGGCUCACACCAUGACGGACGAAGUGCUGUUCUGGAGGUGGAUCUCCGUUAACACCGUUGCCCUGGUUACGGACACGGCCGUCUAUCAUUGGAGCAUGGAGGGAGACUCUCAGCCAAUCAAGAUGUUCGAUCGUCACGCCAGCCUCGCGGGAUGCCAGAUCAUCAACUACAGAACGGACGAGCAGCAGAAGUGGCUCCUGGUCAUCGGGAUAUCAGCGCAGCAGAAUCGUGUGGUCGGCGCCAUGCAGUUGUUCUCUGUGGACCGUAAGGUUUCUCAGCCCAUCGAGGGUCACGCGGCUGCGUUUGGACAUUAUAAACUGGAGGGAAACACAAACGCUUCGACGCUCUUCUGCUUCUCCGUCAGAGGGCAGGCGGGAGGAAAGCUGCACAUCAUCGAGGUCGGUCAGCCUCAGGCCGGUAACCAGCCGUUCACUAAGAAAGCAGUGGAUGUGUUUUUCCCUCCUGAAGCACAGACGGACUUUCCUGUGGCCAUGCAGAUCGGCACUAAGCACGGCGUCAUCUACCUCAUCACUAAAUACGGUUAUUUUCACAUGUAUGAUCUGGAGUCGGGCGUGUGUAUUUACAUGAACCGCAUCAGCGCUGAAACCAUAUUCGUCACGGCCGCUCACGAGAGCACAUCUGGGAUCAUCGGGGUCAAUAAGAAGGGGCAGGUGCUGUCGGUGUGUGUGGAGGAGGAGAAUGUAGUAAAUUACGUGACUAACGUGCUGCAGAAUCCCGAGCUGGCGUUGCGUUUGGCGUUACGCAGUGAUCUUCCCGGAGCCGAGGAGCUCUUGACUCACAAGUUCAACACGCUCUUCUCUCAGGGCAACUACACUGAGGCGGCCAAAGUCGCUGCGUCGGCUCCCAAGGGUGUGUUGCGAACGGCAGAGACCGUCCGGCGAUUCCAGGCCGUCCCGGCGCAGGGUGGCCAGCCGUCUCCGCUGCUGCAGUACUUCGGGGUUCUUCUGGACCGCGGGCAGCUCAAUAAGCUGGAGUCGGUGGAGCUCUGCAGGCCGGUGCUGCAGCAGGGACGAACACAGCUGCUGGAGAAGUGGCUCAAGGGAGAGAAGCUGGAGUGCUCGGAGGAGUUGGGUGAUCUGGUGAAGGCGGCUGACGUCACUCUGGCCCUCAGCGUUUACCUGCGAGCGAAUGUUCCUGCUAAAGUCAUCCAGUGCUUCGCUGAGACGGGUCAGUUCCAGAAGAUAGUGCUCUAUGCUAAGAAGAUGGGAUAUUCUCCAGACUGGGUGAUGCUGUUGAGGAGUGUGAUGAGAUCCGGUCCUGAUCAGGGCCUUCAGUUCGCUCAGAUGCUGGUUCAGGAUGAAGAACCGCUCGUCAACAUCAACCAGGUGGUGGAUGUCUUUAUGGAGGGGAAUCUAGUGCAGCAGUGUACUUCAUUCCUAUUGGACGCUCUGAAGAACAACAGGCCGGAGGAGGGGCCUCUGCAGACACGCCUCCUGGAGAUGAACCUCAUUCACGCCCCUCAGGUAGCAGACGCGAUCCUGGGGAAUCAGAUGUUCACUCACUACGAGCGCGCUCACAUCGCUCAGCUGUGUGAGAAAGCCGGUCUUCUGCAGAGAGCUCUGGAGCAUUACAGCGACCCCUAUGACAUCAAACGGACCAUCGUACACACACACCUGCUCAACCCUGAGUGGCUGGUGAAUUUCUUUGGCUCUCUGUCUGUCGGCGACUCCGUCGAGUGUUUGAGGGCCAUGUUGGCUGCAAACCUGCGUCAGAACCUGCAGCUGAGCGUUCAGAUCGCGACCAAGUACCACGAGCAGCUGGGAACGCAGACGCUGGUGGAGCUUUUUGAGUCGUUCAAGAGCUACGAGGGUCUGUUUUAUUUUCUGGGCUCUAUCGUGAACUUCAGUCAGGACCCCGAUGUGCACUUCAAGUACAUUCAGGCGGCGUGUAAGACAGGUCAGAUCAAAGAGGUGGAGCGCAUCUGUAGAGAGAGCAACUGCUACAACGCCGAGCGCGUCAAGAACUUCCUCAAGGAAGCCAAACUCACCGAUCAGCUUCCUCUCAUCAUCGUGUGCGACCGCUUCGAUUUCGUCCACGAUCUCGUGCUCUACUUGUACCGUAACAGCCUGCAGAAGUACAUCGAGAUCUACGUACAGAAGGUCAAUCCCAGCAGGCUGCCGGUGGUGGUCGGAGGUCUGCUGGAUGUCGACUGCUCCGAGGACACCAUGAAGAGUCUGAUCCUGGCCGUACGAGGAGAUUUCAGCACAGACCAGCUGGUGGAGGAAGUGGAGAAAAGAAACCGACUGAAGCUGCUCUUGUCCUGGCUGGAAUCUCGUGUUCAGGAGGGCUGUGAAGAACCCGCUACCCACAAUGCACUGGCAAAGAUCUACAUAGACAGUAACAACAAUCCUGAGCGCUUCCUCCGAGAAAACCUGCACUAUGACAGCGCGACCGUGGGCCAGUACUGCGAGAAGAGAGACCCGCACCUCGCCUUUGUGGCCUAUGAGAGAGGACAGUGUGACCUGGAGCUUAUACAGGUGUGCAAUGAGAACUCCCUGUUUAAAAGCGAGUCGCGGUAUCUGGUGCGGCGGAAAGAUCCAGAUCUUUGGGCUCAAGUUCUGCAGGAUACGAACCCGUACAAACGGCCGCUGAUAGAUCAGGUGGUUCAGACGGCUCUGCCGGAGACGCAGGAUCCAGAGGAAGUGUCUGUGACGGUGAAGGCGUUUAUGACGGCCGAUCUGCCCAAUGAACUCAUUGAACUUCUGGAGAAGAUUGUUCUGGAGAACUCCAUAUUCAGUGAACACAGGAACCUGCAGAACCUGCUGAUCCUGACGGCCAUCAAAGCAGACCGGACACGGGUCAUGGAGUACAUCAACCGGCUGGACAAUUAUGACGCUCCUGACAUCGCCAACAUCGCCAUCAGCAACGAGUUGUAUGAAGAGGCCUUCUCCAUCUUCAAGAAGUUCGACGUCAACACCUCAGCAAUACAGGUUCUGAUCGAGCACAUGGGGAAUCUGGACCGGGCGUAUGAGUUUGCGGAGCGCUGUGCCGAGGGCUCGGUCUGGAGUCGGCUGGCUCAGGCUCAGCUUCAGUCUGGUCUGAUCAAAGAGGCCAUCGACUCCUACAUCAAAGCCGGAGAGCCGUCGGCGUACAUGGAGGUGGUCGAUGCUGCCAGUAGAAACGGGAACUGGGAGGAUCUGGUGAAGUUUCUUCAAAUGGCGAGGAAGAAAGCCAGAGAGUCGUACGUGGAAACGGAGCUUAUCUUUGCUCUCGCUAAAACAAACCGUCUGACUGAGCUGGAGGACUUUAUCAAUGGCCCCAACAACGCUCACAUACAGCAAGUUGGCGAGAGAUGUUAUGAAGAGGGUAUGUUUGAAGCCGCCCGGCUGCUGUUUAAUAAUGUGUCUAAUUUCGCUCGUCUGGCGUCCACACUUGUUCACCUCGGCGAGUUUCAGGCGGCCGUUGACAGCGCACGAAAGGCCAGCUGCACACGCACAUGGAAAGAGGUGUGUUUUGCGUGUGUGGACGGAGAGGAGUUCAAGUUAGCGCAGAUCUCCGGCCUUCACAUCGUCACUCAUGCUGAUGAACUGGAGGAGCUCAUUAACUACUAUCAGGACCGCGGGUAUUUCGAGGAGCUGAUCGUGCUGCUGGAGGCGGCGUUGGGGCUGGAGCGCGCUCACAUGGGCAUGUUCACCGAGCUGGCCAUCCUCUACUCCAAAUACAAACCCCAGAGGAUGAGGGAACAUCUGGAGCUCUUCUGGUCCCGAGUCAACAUCCCUAAGGUGUUACGAGCGGCAGAGCAGGCCCAUCUGUGGGCGGAGCUUGUGUUCCUGUAUGAUAAAUAUGAAGAGUAUGACAACGCCAUCCUGACGAUGAUAACACACCCCACCGACGCCUGGAGAGACGCUUGCUUCAAAGAGCUCAUCUGCAAGGUGGCGAAUGUGGAGCUGUAUUAUAAAUCCCUGCAGUUUUAUUUGGACUAUAAGCCGCUGCUGCUCAACGAUCUGCUGUCUGUUCUUGCUCCUCGACUGGAUCACAGCAGAGCCGUCAGCUUCUUCAGCAGGGUGAAUCAGUUGCGUCUGGUUAAACCGUAUCUCAGAUCAGUGCAGAUCCACAAUAACAGAGACGUGAAUGAAGCGCUCAACAACCUGCUGACGGAGGAAGAGGACUAUCAGGGUCUGCGUGCCUCCAUCGACGCGUACGAUAACUUCGACUCGAUCGGUUUGGCUCAGAGGCUGGAGACACACGAGCUCAUCGAGUUCAGACGCAUCUCUGCGUAUCUCUACAAGAUCAACCAGCGCUGGGCUCAGAGCAUCCAGCUCUGCAAGAAAGACAAACUCUAUAAGGACGCGAUGCAGUUCGCGGCCGAGUCUCAGGACGGCGCUUCGGCUCAGGAUCUCCUGCGCUGGUUUGUUGAGGAGGGGAAGCGCGAGUGUUUCGCCGCGUGUCUCUUCAGCUCCUAUGAUCUUCUGGCUCCUGACAUGGUUUUUGAGCUGGCCUGGAGACACGGCCUGGUGGACUUCGCCAUGCCGUACUUCAUUCAGGUGAUGCGGGAGUACCUGAGCAAGGUGGAUGAUUUAUCCCGGCAGCUAAAGGUGGAUAAACUGGAGGAGGUUGAGGACAAGAGAGCGGCUGAAGACCAGACUCCUGAAGCCUCCUCCGUCGUCUACGGUCAACAGCUGAUGCUGAGCAGCGGUCAGACACCCGUCACUCCUCAGACGGGUUUCCCAGCUUACAGUUUCGCUCCUCCGGUGUACGGCUUCAACCUUCAGCCUUGAAUUUUGCCGCUAGGAAUUCUGGGAAAUGUGUGCCUGUGCUGCAUUCAGGAAGCAUGACAAAGCAUCUCUGCAAUCAAAUAAACACCCAGCGCUCCUAGCAUACGUGUGUUGUGUGCACCGCACAACAAGCUGCUCGUUAACUUAUGUUUCAUUUGAAUUGAUCAGAUGGCACUGAUGACGAGAGGAAGGACACUAGACCCAAACAACACUGCACUCUUAAAAAUAAAAGUGCUUCACGGUGGCAUAGAAGAACCUUUUUUGUCUAAAUGGUUGCAUAAAGAACCUUUAACAUCUGAAGGUAAAUAUAAAAAGGGAAGAAAGAGAUGGUUCGGUAACACUUUAUUUUAAGGUGUCAUAAUACAGAGUAAUUACUUAAUUAAGUACUUAGUAGUAGCCGUUGUACUUACAUGAAACAAAAUGUACUUACCAUGUAACUAAGCUAUGGAACAGCCUGUAAUUACAGUUUGAUGUAAUAGACAGCUACUGUUACACAUAUGUGACCCUGGAGCACAAAAGCAGUCAUAAGUCGCUGGGGUAUAUUAGUAGCAAUAGCCAAAAAUACACUGUAUGGGUCAAAAUGAUUGAUUUUUCUUUUAUGCCAAAAAUCAUUAGGAUAUUAAGUAAAGAUCAUGUUCCAUCAAGAUAUUUUGUAAAUUUCUUAGCGUAAAUAUAUAAAAAUUAAUUUUUUGAUUAGUAAUAUGCAUUGCUAAGAAUUCAUUUGGACAACUUUAAAGGCAAUUUUCUCAAUAUUUAGAUUUUUUUGCACCCUCAGAUUCCAGAUUUUCAAAUAGUUGAAUCUCAGCUAAAUAUUGUCCAACAAACCAUACAUCAAUGGAAAGAUUAUUUAUUCAGCUUUCAGAUGAUGCAUAAAUCUCAAUUUCGAAAAAUUGACACUUAAGAAUGGUUUUGUGGUCCUAUACACAGCUACUUGUAAACUUAAGUACAACCUUGAUACACUUUAUUUUAAGUAGCUUAUGCCUGUGUAAUAUUCUGUAAUUUUAAUGUAAUUAGAAAGGUAUUACAUGUAUUUAAGCUGUGCACUGGUGGGUUAAAUCAAACUAAGGUGCAGCUGGAUAAGGUGUACAGUAUAGAUACACAUGAAGUACAGUCUUGAUACACUUUAUUUUAAGUAGCUUAUGUCUGUGUACUUACAUUUAUAAUUAUGUUGUAAAAAGUCUGCAACACAUAUGCAGAAAUCUUUUGGUUACAGAAGUAGCUGUGUAACAGACCUGUGUGUAACAGUAGCUGCCUAUUACAUCUACAUAAUUACAAACUGUAAGUACAGGCUGUUCCAUAACUUAGUUACAUGGUAAGUACAACAGCUACUACUAAUAAUUAAGUAAUUAUGGACACCUUAACAUUUCACUGAACGGUUCUUUGUGGAACCAAAAAUGGUUCUUCUAUGGCAUUAUAUGCUUUUAAGCACCGUUAUUUUUAAGUGUACUGUAGUUAGGGUGAAUGGUACGAUAUUUGUAGCGACAAACUCAUUUCUUGGUUCUUUUGUCCAUUCUUAUUUGUUUUUAAUCAUUUGAUUCUGCAAGUAUUAGCUUUGUUUACAUUUCAGGUGGUACUAAAUUUCAGUUUUACAAUGUGAAGAUCAACCUGUUUAUUUAACGCUAGGUCGAUGUAGCUGUUACUUGCGCAUGAUUAUUGAGGCUUUUUCUGGUGCCGUUCAUCAUCUGUAUUACUGCAAGCCAUAUGCACUGUCUAUAGUCUAAUGUUGUAGUGAAAAGAGACAUUAUUUUUUAGGAAAACAAUAUGCAAAAAAUACAAAAAGUUAUGUUUGGGUUGCUCGGUGUGUAGCGACUCCUUAGACUGAAGAGUCAAGUACACAGACAGAGAAUAAAGUUUACCUGUGCUGUUCA